GUUGUGUUGAGGCAGUCGUCAGUGCUAGUGCUGUGCCCUAGGUCAGUCAGCUGUGCCAGUUUUCGCGCCAAACCGGAUUGACGAUGAAGAAGACAAAAGGGCGAGUAACCUUUGUACCCCCGGAUGGAGGCUGGGGCUGGGCAGUGGUCUUAGGUUCAAGUCUUAUCAAUCUGUCAACAAGAUCUAUAGAGCCUUCUUUUGGUUUGUUGUUUGGAGACCUCCUUAAACAGCUGGAAGUCACAACUACAGGAGCAGCUGUUAUAAUGAGCACUUUGGAUGCUGUCAUUAACUUCUCAGGAUUCUUCGUGGGGCCACUGAUCAAGAAGUACUCCUAUCGCAAGGUCGGUUUCCUGGGAGCCAUCCUCAGUGCCACAGCUCUAACAGCCACGGCCACAGCUAGUAGUAUGACCCAUAUACUUCUCACAUACAGUCUCAUGGGAGGUCUAGGUUUCGGACUGGCGACAGCAGCCACGUUCGUAGCCCUGAACAGUUACUUCGUGAAGCGCCGAGGACAAGCUGUAGGCCUAGCUAUGGCAGGUACAGCACUGGGCUUCAUGGCGAUGCCUCAGGUUAUCAGCAGACUUCUGGAGGAGUUUGACUUCCGAGGUACAAUGCUGAUCCUGGGAGCGCUGGGACUCCACGCCCUGGUGGGAGCUGCCAUGCUGCAGCCUGUCAAGUGGCAUAUGAAGACUGUUGUUGUGGAAGAAGAAGGCCUCCUGGGGGAGAAGGAAGCCAACAAGGUUCCAGGCAAGGCAGUAGGAGAUGACGGCAAAGAAGUAUCAUCUUCACUACUUCUUCUUCCUCGCACUAACAGUGUUGCGUCGUCAGUAGCCACAAAUUUCCAAAGGCAGUGCAGUCAACGCAACAUACCUCGGAACAGCUCGAAUGCCAGUUUUGCUCGGAGACGGAAAACCUCAGUGAUCUCGAACGUCUCACACCUAGAUCUAAUGGGAAGCACCAUGCACGUACAUGUUGAAACAGACAGUGAGUAUGAAGACGACCAUGAAGAAUGCACUUGCAAGCACACUGAUGUCGAGAACGGUGUGGUCAAAUCAAACAACAACACGAUCAAGAAGAAACUAGUGGAACGGGAGAGGAGGAACUCAAAACGAGCCGAGCAAACAUUUUGGCAAAAAGUGGUCAGCGUGAUGGACUUUGACUUGUUGUUAGACAUGAGCUACUUGAACAUCCUCUUCGGAUUGUCCAUCACGUACAUCGCAGAGUUGAAUUUCAAGUUGAUUAUCCCUUUCUUCAUGGCCAACCUUGGAUACACCAAGAGGGAGACUGCUCAGGCGCUCAGUGUGAUGGCGAUAGCCGACAUUACAGCUCGUAUAAUCAUGCCUCCCAUUUACGAUAGACUUUCGUUCUCCCGUCGAAGCACUCUGAUUGUUGGUCUAGUUUGUGUCGCAGUUGCUAGAUCAGUGUUGGCUGAACAAACCUCCUGGACUAAUCUGAUGGUUGCUCUGGUCAUCCAUGGAUUCUUCCGAGGAUUUGCUCUAAUCAACUUUCCUCUGGUGAUAUCGGAGGCUGUUGUCCCGGAGAAGUUUCCGGCUGCCUUUGGUUUGUCGAUGGUCUCCAAAGGCAUCUUCAUAGUCGCUUUGGGGCCCGCUGCGGGUUGGAUCAGGGAUUUCACCGGAAGCUAUACCAUUUGUCUUCACGCUCAGUCUUUGAUGAUCUUGAGUUGUGUGAUUGCCUGGACACUGGAGUACUUUGUAUCCCCAAAACCAAAGCCGAAAGAAACUCAGUCAGAAGAGCCAUCAUAACACAUGUUAUUAUUAUUCCAUGUGUAUACUACUUGAAGAAACAUAGGGUACAAAACGGUGCUACUUAACCCGAUGUUUUUAUAAGUAUUAACAAAACUUAUGUGUAAUGUUAUUGAAUAAUGCAAUGUUAUGGAUGAAUUGAAUACAAAAUACAGUACCUAUACCAUUUCCAUAACUGAGAGUAAGUAUGAGAUCAUAAAAUCCAUUAACAAAGAAAUAUAUUUUUAAUGGUCAUAACAAAACUUGUGACAACUUCCUAUUUUAGUGGUAAACUGAUAUAGUAAUUGAUGGAUGUCCUCUAUCUAAGGAUGUGUAUUUUAAUUUUUUAAGAAAUCUCAAAUAGGUACUAGUUCUGGUUGAAAACCAGAAAAAAUACAUAUACAAACCUAGUUAUUUAUUACAAUAAGUAAGAUGGUUUUAUCCAUCUACAAGUAGAAUUGUUAUUUCUUCAUUUGAGAUAAAAAUUGUUGUAAACAUUGUGUUCUAUCACCCUUGAUUAAGUAAGUAAAAAUACAAUGCAGUUUCCACAUUAAUAACUAGUUAAGAUGUAAAACAACUUUAAAACUGUUCAGUAUUUUCAUUCCAUGCUAGAUCAAAUAGUUAACCCUUUACAAUAAAAUAGUAUAGAAGAAUCCAUUUUAUACUACCUUGUUCUGAAAAAUAAGGUAAUACCUAAUUGAAUACUUAAAACUUUGUCAUGAAUAUUAGUAACUCACAUUGAGUAAAACUUAAAUAUCAUUCUUUAAACUGUGCCUUAAUCUUAGACUUAUCACGAUAGACUAUGAUUUUACUGAGUACUGAUAAUAUUUUGCAAUAUCAAUUAGAAAAGAUUUGUUCAAAUAUACCUUAAGCAGUAAAAAUGACUAAAAUGGUUUUAGAUUAUAUAAUGUUGAAAGUUUUACCGAUGUUAUAAGAUCUAUUUUAUUCUUGAGUUUGGAAACAAAAUUUACAAGUGAAAUUGCAAGUUAUAUCAUAGCCAAUUUAAAUAUUAUACAGUUUAAAUAUAGUGUAAUACUGUUAUUUCUUGAAAUUUGAUUUAGACAACACAGUAAUUUUGAGGUUACCUUAAUCUAUGUUGUCAAAUUAAGUAAUGGGCAGGCUAUUUGUUUUGAAAAAAAUUACGUCAUUUCAGAAUAAAAAAGUAGGUAGGACUUAAGUUUCAUAUAAUUUGAGACCUCAAUCAUGAAAAUGGGUUGGGUAGAAGAGCCAAACAAACUCGGAAAAGAAAAACCAUUUUUUUUUUAUAGGUAUAUAAGAUAAUUUCUGCACUCUAUAGUUAUUUAUUUUACAACAAAAACUCUAAAUCUCUAACAAUGCAUUUUAUGUGAAAAGCUAUACUUUGUAAAACAAUGUUGUUUAUAUCAAAUCAUUGAUUAUAAAAUGGUAAAAUUUGUGUAUUCUUCCGAAUAUUUAUUCUUUAAAACUUGUGUUAUCUUGUAACUUGUUUUUAAAUGAAAUUAUUCUAUAUUGAAUUAUAUGUGCCUGUGAUUUAUGUAUGUGGUAUUAAAGUAGAAUAAGUAUAUAAUAAAUUAUUUUGUUUA
This is a messenger RNA of Macrosteles quadrilineatus (aster leafhopper), 3304 nucleotides long. RefSeq names its product monocarboxylate transporter 12-B-like. Lineage: Eukaryota; Metazoa; Arthropoda; Insecta; Hemiptera; Cicadellidae. The transcript has 10 exons. Gene Ontology annotation, biological process: monocarboxylic acid transport; transmembrane transport. Bases 84 to 1763 code for a protein of 559 amino acids. The record is from RefSeq and is a predicted model, not a curated record. Gene Ontology annotation, molecular function: monocarboxylic acid transmembrane transporter activity.